Molecule: messenger RNA, 6110 nt
Organism: Phalacrocorax carbo (great cormorant)
Lineage: Eukaryota; Metazoa; Chordata; Aves; Suliformes; Phalacrocoracidae
Source: RefSeq, a predicted model, not a curated record
CUGCGGGGGUGUCGGGUUCGAACGAGGCGUGACCCAGCUGACGAGCGCUGUGCGGAGCCGGGCAGCAGGCGCGGAGCCGGAGGGUAACGGUGGCAGCAGACGGUGGCGCACGGCGUCGGUUCGCGGUCGGCUCUGGCGCGGCGUCUCGCCCACGCCCUCGUGAGCCUGGGGAACCUGCAGCUCAAAGCCGCCACCAGCCACACCGCCAUGAACCCCGGCAACAAGCGGAAAAAGCUCUGGCGGGAGGAGAAAGAGCGUCUGCUGAAGAUGACCUUGGAAGAAAGACGCAAAGAAUACUUAAGGGAUUAUGUUGCAUUGACAACUAUUCCAACGUGGAUGGAAGACUUAAAAAGUGAAAACGCUAAAGACGACCUGCAAGGGAAGAAAAGUCUGAGCGAGAAAGUUUCUCUCUAUAGAGGUGACAUUACACUGCUCGAGGUUGAUGCCAUCGUUAAUGCUGCAAAUUCCAGCCUUCUUGGAGGAGGAGGAGUGGAUGGCUGUAUACACAGAGCUGCUGGGCCCUGCUUAGUUGCUGAAUGUCGCAACCUGAGUGGCUGUGAGACUGGACAAGCAAAAAUUACAUGUGGAUAUGACCUACCUGCAAAAUAUGUGAUCCAUACUGUUGGGCCAAUCACAAGAGGCCAUCUCACUGACAUUCAUAAAGAAAACUUGGCAAAUUGCUAUAAAUCCUCUCUGAAACUAGCAAAAGAAAACAAUAUCAGAUCAAUUGCAUUUCCCUGUAUUUCAACAGGAAUUUAUGGUUUUCCAAAUGAGCCUGCUGCUGUCAUUGCCCUUAACACUAUUAAGGAAUGGUUAAGCAAGAAUCACAAUGAGGUGGAUCGUAUCAUCUUCUGUGUCUUUUUGGAGGUUGACUACAAAAUUUUCAAGAAGAAAAUGGGCGAGUUUUUUCCUCUAGAUGCUGCUAAUGAAGAAGGGACUGAGCUGAGUGAAGAGACAGAAGGAUUGGAACAAAAAGGCCAGCCUCCAUCUCCCACAAAGAGCAAAGCGGAGCAGCCUGAGGACCUGCAAGGUGAUGCUGAAGGUGGUACCUGUACAGAGGAGAAGCAAAACACUGAAGAAACUGAGACCCAGAGCAGAGAAGCGGAAGAUAUGAAACCUUCAGCUGUAGCAAAUCUGUCAUCAUCAGAAGAAACAGAGUUGAGUGAUGAUAAAGACUCUCUGAAAGACUUCAAAGGCGCAUGGGAGAAUGACCCAGUGCAUCCUGUAGGAUGUGAACAAGAUCAAGCCGAAGGACAACAGGAUGUUUCUGCAGAGGAGAUGAAAACUGGGGCAGAUUCCCAAAGUUCCUGCAUGGAAAUAAAAGACACAACAGAAGUUGAGAUACCUUUGAUUCAUGGUGCAGAGGAAAAAGAAGAAGGAAAAGAAGAAGAAGGGAUGCAGAGGAAAGAAGAAACUUCUGUGGAGCCUAUGAAAGUUGACCUUGCAUGUGAAGCAGCAGACAUUUCAAAAAAGGAUGCUCAGUCUGGUAGCAGAUGGAAGUUCUCUCCCUAGGACAUUUACUAUUGAUAGAACUGUCACAAUUUGGUGACCCAUCAGCAGUUCCAGUCAGGUUUGUGGACGCUAUCAACCUGAAUCUCCUGACUUGGAAUUUAAAUUUUUCUGUCAUUGACCUCAGUGAGCAGAUGACCCAGCUGCCUGGCAAAGUCACGGGAAGGGCUGAGUAUCAGGACGCUGCUUGAGCUCUGCAGUGCAUAACAUAUUUGUAAACAAAAUAAAAAUUGUCCUUCUAGACUUUCCUGUGUGUAAAGAAAUAAUGGAUGGGAUCAGCAUCUUGGUACUUAGGUUUUGGUGAGACAGACCCUUUAUCACUCCUCUAGAUCAGGUCUUAUAGUGUAACAGAGCUAUGUAAGGGGUCUUCUUGGGUUUUACACAAAGGGUCCUCUUUACUGAUCCAAAUGGCAGGGAGUUUGGAGUUGGGGUUCCAAGUCUUUGUUUUAUUAUUAUGGACUCCUCUCUGUAGUGAAGGCUGAUUUUUAACUCCUUUAACCUCUUCAGCAUUGACACAAUAUAAAAUCAAGACAUAUUUUUUCACAUCUCAAAGACAAAACAAUUAUAUUCUUUUAUUAUAUAAGUUACACAAAUAAUCUAAUGCUGAUUUCCUUUCUCUGAUGUCAGAUUACGCUGCAGCGUUGGAAUCAGUGGCUGAUUUAGAUAUUGGCCUGUAAGGAAGUUUUUGCAAGCAUAGGAGAAGAAAGCAUGAGUAAUGGAUUUUCUUUUUUAAACAAUACUAGAGAUCAUGCUAUUACUAGUAAGUGUGCAGACUAAAGCCAAACCAGCCUAUAUUCCUCAUCCUUGGAUCAAACAAACCAAAAAGUAGUAGUCAUAUUAAUAUAUUUGAAUUUCAAAUCCCUGGAAUGGUCUGGGCUACUUAGUGAAAACGAAGCCAAAUUUACUAGAAGAAGGAUUUCCCACUGGAAAGAAAAGCGAUCACAUAGCUCUUGUAAUGUUUGCCAUAGCACAGCACAGCUGGAUCAGCUGACAGCUUCUGAAAUUACAAUCAUGAUAGGUUUCUUUGUUUCAAAUCUUGCUUAUCUUGUAAGGUCUUCUACAUAUAACUCAUCUUGUAACUUCCUUUUCUGUCCACUUUCUAAGGUACAGGCAAGGACAGGAAAAGGGUGUUUGCGAAGGCUGCAGAAAAGUGCUCUGCUAUUCAGGGAAGUCUUUGUUUCUCUACAGCUUCAGCUGCUAUGGGGAUCACGUUACAGGGUAGUUUUUGUUGUGGACAUGUCUUACGCGCUUAAAAAAAUCAUAACAGAGGAGGGAUCAAACUCCCCAUGCUCUGUUUUAUCUGAAGGGUUAAGUUUCACUGAAAAAAAAGACCUAAAACUUUUACAUGUACUGGGUAUUAGAUGAGACGAUUAAAAAAAAAAAAAGGUUCCCUUUGACAGUAAUUUUUAUGUAAAUUGCCUAUUUUCUCUCUGGUCCCCUUCCUUCCACCCUAGGAGAGCUCAUCAUCUCACAGGUAUCACCAGGUACCCCUUGGCAGCCCGGCUAUUGUGUUUUAAUUUCAUGUACCAUGUUACAGCAAGAAGUGCUUUAGAAAUGCAGAGAGUUUUGAUGGCUUAGGUGGAUCUCAAUAUUGGUUCACCUAGUGCAUAGGGCCAUAAUAGUGGUACAUUUCAGAAAUUCCUAUUAUUCGAAAGCUGGGCGUGAUUCUCCAUCAGGAAAGCUGUCAGAGGGUGCACGUGUAAGCCUGAAUAAGGGCAUGUAUCAAGAGAUACAGGUUGCUGCUAGACAUCUCUGUUGGCCAUCAGAGUGAAGACCCCUGGAUACUAAAUUUUUUGUACCCAGGACAGAUUUGCUGAUUAGUAGUUAUAAUGAUGACAAAACCCACCUUUGGUGACUGGUUUUCUAGACAGUGUUUCCCUGACAGCAGCCUUUUUUUAUUUUUCUUUUUUUUUUUUUAUGCCACCAAAGCUUUAAAGAUUACUGAGGUAGAUGUUAGCUUCCAGCUAGUAUUAGGCAGAUCAAACUCUUCACUCCUUUUAUAAUGGGGUUACUCAUUCACCUUUUUUAUUUCAAGCCUGUGGAAAGCUACAUCCUCACUUGCUGACAUAACAGGAGAAAGGAAAAAGAUGAAGGAAGUGUCAAACCUGAAAUUUCCCAUUUUUUCCCCUAAGCUUCUGCAGUCUGAUGAAUGUGCCAUCAGCAACCUGACCUUCAGGUGAUUCACCAAAGCAAUUUAAAAGGAAGAGCUCAACAGCUAACACCCUCAUGCUUUUUGUGGUGUUCAUGUAUUAUCCAAGAAACAAGUAACUACCAAGUAAACAGGUGCAGGUGUUUCAUCAUCACACAGCGAGUUGAAUUCAAAAUAGAUGGUUUUCUUUCUAGGCAGUCUGGAGUUAUAGCUGAUGUGUUAUAGCCAAUUUAGGUAGAUGCAAGGGGGAAACAUUGUUCAGGAAGUGGCUAAAGAAAUAGGUUAUGUUUGCAAGUAAGAGUCAGACUGAGCUGCUGUUUACAUGAAGAUGGUAAUGUUUUGGUGUCAUCUGCCAUCCAGGUCUACAGCAUAAUAUCCUGGGAUGGGGAAAUGUGCUCUCUCUUGCAGAUGACUCUAAACUUGGUUUUCCAGUCCCCCAUUUUCCUGUCUUCUCUACUUAGAUGCUACACUGUGGCUCUUGGCUACCUGACCUUUAAGCAUGUAGCUUACUUGCAGGGGAGAGGCGGGCAGCCUUGCUGCCAAUGCACAUCCACCAGGACAGCAGCAACUGCAGUGUUUUCAUGGAUGUGAAUUAUGUGCUGGUUUAUUUCUUCUCUCGUGGUGAACUUCCUUGCUUUUAGGAGGAAAUCCUUCCCUGGUCAUAGUUUGAGAACUGCUAAGCAGAUCACAGAUUGAGAGAGGAGGUGCACAGGGGUCCUCCCAAAGAGGCCGAAAUUUAAGGGAGAACAUACAGGGAGAGUGCAGAGGAAUGUCCAUUUUGAUUGCACAGAAACAUCAGUUUCAGGCUUAAAAAACCCCGUGGGAAACUCCAGAAGAGGGAGCAGACAAAACUGAAUUUAGGAGAUGCGCAGCCUCCUUGAACUUCAGGUUCUUCACUGAGCUGCUAGCUGUUGUAGUGUAUUAUGGUGGGUGCAAAAAGACUGUUAACGUAAGUUAGCAGUAACACCUCUAAAAACAUUGUUUAGUAGGGAGAAGGCUAGUUUUGGCUUACAGUGCAGCCAAAUGGAGUAUGCCCAGGGCUAACAGUAUCGUUCUGACACUGACUCGUGGCUGAGAGGCAGCGAGGGCUGUGAGUCACAUCCCCGCCAUACCCAAUGGCAGCUCUUCCAUCCGCUCUUGCAGUAGGUGCUUCACUGCCAUGUUAUUUUCCAGCUAAAUAUAGAAGAUUGUGUAGGUGGCCGUACAAUGACAUCUGUUGUUGGGGUUCACUUAGUAGUCUGCAGGAGUUUACCCUUCAGUUAGAUCUUCCUGUCCCUAGCAGCGUUAAUGCAAAGAGCUGAGCUUAGUCACAAACACAUAGGAAAAGGUGAUAGUGAAACGCACGGGUGCCUUAGCACUUGUGAGUCACCUCCCUGCUGCGUCAUGCACGGCAGAUGCUUUUAGUGCCGGUGAUGCAGGAUGCCUGGCUGCCAUUUCCACGGCAAACAGUGGGACUCAGUGACCCCUCUUGCUUCCUCACUGGCAGGAGCUCCAGGUCCCAGGCUCUGCCAGGGCUCCCCCAUGCUUUUGCAUUGCCCUAAAAGCAUUCCUGGGUGGUUUGCAGUUUGUCCCCCUUGAUAUGACAUGCUGUUAGCAUGAUGGGGGUUGACUGCUAAUAGCCUUAAAAAAAAAAAAGGAAGGGGAAGGUGUACUCAUCUGGGAUGCUGACAGAGCCUAACCACAGGUUCCAAAUAAAACGUGAUUUUGCAGGACAUCUCUGUAAAAUGUGAGUGAAGCCUCAUGGUAUUUUCAGAAAACCCAGCCAGUGAAACUGGCUGGCAUAAUGAGACUGAGAAAGGCUGCUGUCCUCAGUGUGCAGCAGCCUUCCCUUAAUGAUUUUUUAUUAAGCAUUCUCUCUUUGCUAUGCAAAUGUGGGUAGAGAACACAAAGAUCGCUAAAUGCGAUGUGCAUCAGAGCUCCAUAAUCAGGAGCAGAUACUUUUCUUAUUAUUCAUUGCAUACAUUCAGGAAGCCAUUACGGUAUCUGUUCUGAAUAUGGAUGAUGAAUAAUAUACAAAUAAUUCAUCAAAACCCUAACAGGUGUAUUGACAUGAUAUUAACUCAGCAAGCGAUCACGCUGCCUGGCUGGAAGUAUCAUAGUUACUGAUUUUUGGCUUUUUUUUCCCUCCCCACCUCCCAUCUUCCCUUAGUUUCCAAAUCUCCCAUUCAGAUUUAAGGUUUUUCCCCAUCACCAACAUCAACUGACUUGUAACCUGCAGUUGAUACCACAACAUAAAGCAAGGUUAAAGAAAGGGGAAAAAAAAAAGUCUUACUAUAAAUUGCUUCAUUCAAAUUUACUGCAGAACAAAUACUAAAAAUGCACCUGCUGAAGUAACCCUUUUAUAUUUAGCCUGGAUAGGACCAAUUGCACCUGUCAUAGUUUAGAUGUUGUUUUUCACAAAGGUCAUGCUGAAACGAGUUUAAGCCUUCUAUUUAAAUUAUUUAUUACUUUU